Messenger RNA from Cyprinodon tularosa, 2861 nucleotides. Its product is annotated as alpha-2-macroglobulin-like. Gene Ontology annotation, molecular function: endopeptidase inhibitor activity. Lineage: Eukaryota; Metazoa; Chordata; Actinopteri; Cyprinodontiformes; Cyprinodontidae. The record is from RefSeq and is a predicted model, not a curated record. Bases 75 to 2861 code for a protein of 928 amino acids. The transcript has 22 exons.
UGAGACUGAAGUUGGGAGGAGUUUUACUUACCUGCUAUUUAAUAGUUACUGACUCAGGAUCAACCCAGUCAGCCAUGGGUCGUCCAGGGAACCAGAUGUGGACAUGUACCUUGUGGGUCUUCUUAUGUGGGAUGUUUGUUGGUCCAACAGUGGCCAGGCCACAUUACAUGGUGACCAUUCCUGCUAUUCUUGAAGCUGGAACUGAGACCAAAUUCUGUGCAAGUCUCAUUGAUCCCAGUGAGACUCUGACCAUGACUGUCUCUAUGAGGUCUGACCAAAACCAUUCAGUCCUUUAUGAGAGGACCUCCAGGGAGGAGUUUCUCGAAUGCAUCCAGUUUCAGGUCCCUUUACUGGAAAAUGAAAAGGUGGCCAUGUUUGAGGUGGAGGUACGAGGAAACACGUUUAACUCUAAAGAAGUCAGAAAAGUCAUGAUCAAAGUCUACCGACCAGUACACCUGAUCCAAACGGACAAACCCAUCUACCUCCCUGGACAGACAGUUCAGUUCAGAGUGGUCUCAAUGGAUUCAAAGUUAAGACCAAUUAAUCAGCUGUACAACUUCAUUGAACUUGAGGAUUCUCACAGGAACAGGAUUGGACAAUGGUUCAAUCAAGCAUCUAACAGCAAAAUCCUGCAGCUUUCCUACCCCUUAAACUCUGAAGCCCGUGAAGGAAUCUAUAAAAUCAAUGUGAAAAUGGGUGGAGAUACGAGCUCUCACACCUUCAAAGUGGAGAAAUAUGUUUUGCCUAAAUUUGAUAUUAAUAUGGAUGUAAAAGAGGAAACCAGUAUUGCACAGGAGGAAUUUGAAAUUAAAGCCUGUUUAAAGUACACAUAUGGACAGCCUGUGCAAGGAAACAUUACAGUCGAGGUCUGUCCACUUAUUAGAUGGGCUACUGGAGUGGUGGAUUCACAAGGAAACUCUCACGUAAAAACUAAUUGUGCGACAAUCGAAAAGCAGACGGACAAAACUGGCUGUGCUAUCGCUGAAUUUAAAAUGUCAAGUUUGAGCAAACUAGACCAUUGGGGCGUUUUAUUUGAUGUUUGGAUAACUGGGAAGGAGGAAGGAACAGGUGUUUCACAAUUGCAAAAGAAGAGGGUAAAGAUUUCCUACGUUAUUGGCAAGCUGGCAUUUGUUGACCCGCCUAGGAUUUAUGAAAAAGGCACAAAUCUGGAGGGAAAAGUCAAGGCUGUUCACUACAACAAUACGCCCAUUUCUCACAUGCCGCUAUAUUUGCUAGAGGGUCGUGUAUGGUCUCCCAAAUUACUGCAGAAUCUCACGACUGACAGCAACGGUUUCGCCACAUUCUCUGUCAGCACAGACAAAUUUUUUGGAGACACUCGCCUGAUUAUAAGUAGCACACCAGAAAUGCUGUACCCACAGUAUAGAACAGCUCACAUUGCCUGGGAAGAACACACCAUUCGUCAGUCCCGACCUCCUUCUGUUGACAUUAAAACAAGCAGCGUCUUGAAGAUAAAGAAGAUUGACUCAACUCUUUCAUGUGAUAAAGAAGUGGACAUCUCCAUUGAUUACACCGUUGUGCAUGAACCACAGGGAUCUAUAGAUAUCGUUCAUUUGGUCUUAUACGGAGGAACUAUUGGCAGUGGAGGACAAAAGCAAGUUCAAAUUGAAGAUAAACCAGUGAAUGAGGGUCAGGUGUCCUUCAGCCUGAACAUUUCUCCAGACAUGGCUCCACUGAUCCAGGUUGUGGCUUACGCUGUCCUCCCCAGUGAGAAUGUGAUUGCUGCCAGUGCUGAGUUCUCCACAGAAAAAUGCUUUAGUAAUAAGGUGUCGUUGGAGUUGUCUCCAUCUCCAGCUGUUCCUGGAGAGGAGAUCAAAUUGCAACUAAUGGCUCAGCCUGACUCCCUGUGUGGUAUCAGUGCCGUCGAUCAGAGUGUCCUCAUCAAGGAACCCGGGAAGACUCUGGAUAAAGAAAAGAUCUUUGGCAUGUUGCCUGUUAAAAAAAUAUCACAUAUACCAUACCAAGUCCAAGAUGAAGAUCGUACAGAAUGUUUGAAUGUGAGGCCAAGGAGAUAUGUUUUACCACAUCCAGGAAAUGAAGAGGAACCCGAUACUGUUUUCCAGAAUGUAGGACUGAAAACAGCAACAAAUCUGGUAAUGAGACUACCCAGUUGUCUCAGGUUCAAGGGAAGAUAUUAUGCACAACCCAAUGGUAACUUUUGGCCUGUACCUGACCUGUACUUGAAAAUAAUGCAUUCGCCAGGUAUUGUUGGAUUAUCUGCAGCAGGCCCUGGUAUGGAGCCUGAACCAGUAAAAACAGUUCGCACUUUCUUCCCUGAGACCUGGAUAUGGGACCUUAUGGAGACUGGACCUUCUGGGACGAAGGAUGUGUCCUUCACUGUCCCAGACACCAUCACCACCUGGGAGACAGAGACUUUCUGUUUGUCCUCUCAGGGUUUUGGUUUGGCUCCUCGUCAGAAUCUCACCGUCUUCCAGCCCUUCUUCCUGGAGCUCACCCUGCCCUACUCUAUAAUCCGGGGGGAGAACUUUGAAAUGAAGGCAACCGUCUUUAACUACCUGACAAAGUGCAUUAUGGUUAAAGUGAUAGCAGAGCAAUCCUCAGAUUACACCCUCACGCCCCUCUCUGGGGACCAGUACACAUCCUGCCUUUGUGCCAACGAGCGGAAGACUCUCAGCUGGACCCUGACAGCUACAGCUUUAGGGGUUGUAAAUGUGACCGUGUCUGCUGAGGCCAUUCCAUCUCAGGCUUCUUGUGACAAUGAGAUUGUGAGCAUCCCAGACAGAGGCCGCAUCGAUGUUGUCACCCGUCCUCUAAUUGUCAAGGCUGAAGGAGUUGAAGUGGUAAAGACACACAACUGGCUGCUCUGCCCCAAAGGUCAGUAA